AUGCCUGAUAUUGAAAGAUGUUUGGAAAUGAUCAAAAACAACAUUGAACCAAGUGAUAUGGAUAUUGCAUACGAAUUAGUGAAAUAUUCUAAAGAAGAGUUGGACAAACACGGAGAACCAUUCACACCUCGAUUAGUUGGAUUUCUUGCUUAUUCAACUUUAUUUCCAGCACAAGUCAACACGUAUACAGUUGCAGCAUCCAUGAUUCUUGAAUGGAUUCGUCAUGAACAUGAUGACAUUGGACAACGAAUUAAAGAAGAAAUCGAUCGUGUACCACCAAUUGGUGAACUUACCAUUGAAUAUUUAAACUCUAUGGAAUUUAUUCAAGCAUGUAUUCAUGAAGUCAUUAGGAUGCGCACUGAUGCUCAAUUAAGUAUGCGAUAUGCUGAAGAAGACAUUCCAUUAUCGAACGAAAAAUAUAUUCCAAAUGGAAAUCUUGUUGCAAAACCUAUGACCCGUGCUGAGGACUUAUUUCUUAAUCCGGAGAAAUUCGAUCCCGAAAGACAUUUACUACCAAGGGAAGAAAAUAAGGCUGAUCUAUAUAGAGUGGCACCAUUUGGACGAGGUAAACAUACUUGUACUGGGGAAAGAUAUGUUAAAAUGCAGAUCAAAGUGUUACUUAUUCAAUUAUCGAGAGCGUGCAAAAUGGAAAUCAUGAAAGAAUCUAUCAAUUUUGAAGCGACAGUCAACAAGAAGCAGUUAUCAGGACUGAGCCGUCCGACAAAACUCGUUUUUGUCAAAGUAUCGAAGAAAGAAUAAUGACAUUAUUAAUCGAGACUCGAGUAAUUUUUAUGCAACUUAUUUAUUUCCUUAUUCAAGAUCGAUAAAUAAAUGAAACAAAAUUCAUUAUUUGAUAUGAUAAUUAUGCUCUGAUAACAUUUAUUUGAGCUAAUUCUUUUGAGACCACACAUUUUAGUAGAAUUUUUUAGCUAUAUUUUGGAUCUUUCUGAACUAGGCGUUCACUGAACCCGAAUGUUUGUGUUCGAGUUCAAUCUUCACUGCAGUCAUUCUUAGUUAGUUAAUAAGAAGAAUCAGAUACUACCAAAAGCAAAAGGAUUUUGAGCUUCGCAACGACAGACCUCAGAUAGUGGAAUAACUGAUCCAAAAUUCAAAGAUCUGGAAAAAUUCUUAAAGUGAGCCAUCUUUAGAAAUACUGUAUUCUGAGCCAGAACAUAGCUAAAAUUAAGGCAGCUUUCACGAUUCCUCAUGUAUCUCAAGAACUGCUUAAGCGAUUAUCCAAGUAAUAGACAUAAAAGGAAGCUGAACUUUUGAGAUCGGUGAUUUCGCUCAUGUUGGUAUGGAAGUUUGUCAUAGUCUAAGAGUUUCGUUUGGGAUUCGCUAUGAUUUUGGCCAAAUGCUUUAUUGAUUCGCUCAUAAUAAAAUCUCUCCAAUUAUAAGGAGAAAUUCUACAUCUUAUGAUCUCUAUUCCAUUUUAUUUCAAAUUAGAGUAGUCUGUCAAACAGAGGCUCAAAUUCACUUGAUUCUUUCAUACAUAUUUGUACUUCGUUCAUGCCAAAGUUUUGAAUAAUUUUCUUGAAUCUGUGAGAUUAAUUGUCAUGAAACUACAUCAGUAGGACAAAUGUUGGAACUAUUGACUGAAGAAUCUAUACUUUUUGCUGGGGCAUAACAUCGACCAAUACGUCAUCCAAAAGUCUUUUGAACAAUGUCGAACUUUGUUAUGCCGUACUGUCCACUACUACAUCAAGAAUUUUUUUUAUUACAACGAACAAUAUUUGAACUACAGAUUUUGUAUCAGACAUAUUUUAUCAGAGGCAACGUGACGAAGAGGGUGUGGCUGUGGCUGUGGGUGUCGGUCUUAGGAUAGAAAAAAAACCCAAUCACACUCACACCCACACCCACACCCUCCCAGAGUUCCCUGAUAUCGUUGGGAUGUUUUAGCUUCUUAGCGCUCGUUUUUGUUAAUCGAUUUUUGAGUUCUCAAUUCCCAAAGAGUUCCCGAACUCUGGGAAUUUGGACACAGCUGAAUGAUCAAGUGUUUUUCUUUUAUAAUUGAUAUAGUGACAUUUCUUGAUUCGUCACCGUCAAUAUAUUGUAUUAGGCCGUAAAUAAAUCAAACACUAUCUGUAUACAAGUCGCUGGACAACGAUUUGAGUGAUUCAGCUUGGUUUAUUGCUGGAUCAAAAUAUCUGUACUCGUUAUGUUUGGCAAAUAAAUCUUCAAUAUGAGCUUCAAUUAAACUUGGUUGGAAAAAUGUAUUUCCUUCCGGUGUCAACAAUGUUCAUAUAUAGUGCUGUCUGUUCUGCUAUUGGCAUCGUUGCUAAGUACGAUGGCUAGAUAUUAAUUCAAUUUGGAUUACACUAAACGAACAAUUCAAACUGAUCUCUUGCAGUUCAACUACAUGCAUCACUAUAAGUUACCUUUUGUUGCUGAGAUGCUUGAUUACUCUUCGUCUGAUGGAUGGACUCAUCAGUUAAGGGAAGAGUAAGAGUGAUAGAAAGAUGGAAAAUGAAUACUCAUAUUCACCACACGGCAACACAUUCACACCCAAAUCCAUUAUCAAGAUAGUUUCAAUUUUAUUUGCAGAUGACGAGAUAAUUUUUCUUCUUAUUUAUCAUUAUCUUUAUUUGUUAGUUGGCAAGUAUCGAAAAGCAAAAUGGUCAAAUCAUAUUAACUUUCACCAGAUAAAAAUUAAAAUACGAUACGAGGAUUUGAGGAAGAUAAGUUAACGGAAAAGUAAAAGAAAGAUGUAUGAAUGAAAAAGGACCGUGCCAAUAACAAAAGGAGGCUACAUAUAUAUUCCAAGUUUAUGUGCCUGAUUCAUUAGAGUAUUGACGACCUAUCAUCAAUGAUCAGAAGUGCAAAGGCAGUGUGCUUGUUUGUUUCUAAACAAAAGGAACAGAUAUGAAAUGAAAUCUAGAUAUCAAAUAAAGCAAUCGAUGUCGAUAGAUAGUAAAGAGAAGAAAUACUAAGAAGAAGAAGCAAUCCACAAUGCCAACUAGAAUAUAAUUGAUGAUUGUCAACAUGACAAGAGUUAUAACAAUG
Messenger RNA from Rotaria sp. Silwood1, 3003 nucleotides. Lineage: Eukaryota; Metazoa; Rotifera; Eurotatoria; Philodinida; Philodinidae. The record is from the annotation of a GenBank genome assembly.